Molecule: messenger RNA, 1011 nt
Organism: Phytomonas sp. Hart1
Lineage: Eukaryota; Euglenozoa; Kinetoplastea; Trypanosomatida; Trypanosomatidae
Source: the annotation of a GenBank genome assembly
GUUUUAGAAACUUAGGUUAUUGUAAGGGAUAUUUUUUCCUCAUAGGCAUCACUGCAUCUUUUUUUUCCCAUUAUUAUUUUCAAAAUAAUGGGGGGUAGCAAUUCCAAAAGUUAUUGGGAGAGGGACGAAGAUGCGCUCAAUUGUAAUGCGUGUGGCGACACUUUUGCGCUUACGUUACGCAAGCACCACUGCCGAAAUUGUGGAUAUAUUUUUUGUAGAAAAUGUUCACGCGGUCGAUGUCCUAUUACUAUUCGAUGUAUGAAGGACCCGGUUCGUGUGUGCGACGCAUGCUAUCGCACAUUAACAGGCCAAGAUAACAUUGCACGUGAGACUUCUGUUUUGUCGGCUGACAGUGAAACACCCAGAGUUAUAGACGAACCAGGAAAUGCUUCGCUGUGGCUAAAGAGCAACGACAACUAUAAAAACAUAAAUGCAAGCCGAACCGCCGUUGGACCAGCAGGGCAAAACAGCAGUAAUAAUGCGUGCACCACGGAUGUUGUGCAUCUCUCUGGUAAAGAGCAAACAGCAGAGGAUGAAGUGUAUCGGCAAGAUCUCUAUAGCAACUACAACGCUUUUAAUCUUCAUCAUACCCCCUCCGCUCAGGAAUGGACCAGUAUGUCUAAGACCAUGGAACAGCUUGAGCUCGAGACACUAAUUCGACGAUGGGCUACCGUGCGACAGCAAACACGUUUUUUGGAUGUGUCAAUGCAACACGCUGAACGUGUGGAACCUGAUACUUCAGUAGAGUACAGCCGGGAAACUGAAAACAUUACGCUGCAACCAGAGAUUCCACAUCAUGCCCUUGCGUGCAGCUUGCUACCUUAUCCAAAGGCUGCCAAGGAAGGUAUUCUACUUCUUCUUGGAUCCGUAAAACCUAUGCAUGUUAGUUUAUUAUCCAACAAUAUCCUGAUAGAGAAUGCUGCCGCCUCUAUAGCUCAGCGGCUUACUUCCGCACACGUUUUCCAGAGUGAAAUAAGACCUAUAUCAAAUUCAGAAUUUUCAGAAAGUUGA